This is a messenger RNA of Dentiscutata erythropus, 390 nucleotides long. NCBI's taxonomy places the organism in Eukaryota, Fungi, Glomeromycota, Glomeromycetes, Diversisporales, Gigasporaceae. The record is from the annotation of a GenBank genome assembly.
AUGGUGAAAACAGAAGACAAUGAAUCAGUUAAAAGUGAGAUCACAGUAAAAUUUAUAGGUAAACAAAUUAAUAGGAGGACAGUUGAAGAAAAUCACAGAGAAAUAGUAAAGAAAACUUUAAGUUACAAUUUACCAAAGGGCUUGACAGAAUACCUCCAUCCUUAUGAAGAUGUUAACUAUUGGGAAACUCCAACUGAUGAUAAAUCGAUGGACUACUACCACAAAAAUGAUUAUAUGUGGAGCGAUGAUGAAACCAUCAAUAGCUUUACUAAAAGUAGUAUCAACCUUAUUGAUGAUACUCCAAUAGAAUUAUGGGAAAAUGACAGCAUUAGUGAAAACUUAUUACUGGACUUCACUGAUAAAAAUGGGGAAACACAAUACCAUUUCUAA